This is a messenger RNA of Pteronotus mesoamericanus, 822 nucleotides long. It is a transcript of the gene NOTO, whose product is annotated as notochord homeobox. The coding region runs from base 1 to 822 and encodes 273 amino acids. Gene Ontology annotation, cellular component: nucleus. The transcript has 3 exons. The record is from RefSeq and is a predicted model, not a curated record. Lineage: Eukaryota; Metazoa; Chordata; Mammalia; Chiroptera; Mormoopidae. Gene Ontology annotation, biological process: central nervous system development; neuron differentiation; regulation of transcription by RNA polymerase II. Gene Ontology annotation, molecular function: RNA polymerase II cis-regulatory region sequence-specific DNA binding; DNA-binding transcription factor activity, RNA polymerase II-specific.
AUGUCCAGCCCGGUAAGCGAUCAGAUCCAGCCUCCGCGCUCAGGCUGCUCUCCGGCGCCAGAGUCCCCCGCGCUUCAGCGCCGCUCCGCGGAUCUUAGCAGGUCCCGCGCUCCCCGAUACCUCGAGUCCUCCUUCUCCGUCGAGGCCAUCCUGGCGAGGCCCAAGCCCCGCGCGCCCGCCGAACCCCUGCCGUCCGUCUCCGCCUGCGCCGCCUCGGACAUCUGGACGACCCCCUCCCGCCCCCUGGCCCCGGUUCUGCCUUGGGCGUGCACGGCUACAUUGCUUCCCACCUACCUGAGCGUGGGGCUCUACCAGCCGUUCCCCGAGCCCCCUGCGCCGGGGCUACGCGUGGCUCACCUCUGCGGCCUCCAGGGCCUCGGCGUCACAGGUUUGGAGCUGGCUCACUGCCCAGGCCACUGGAGUCCCCCAGACUGGGCCCCAGCCGAGGAACUUCAGGACACCGAGAGGCCCCCAAAGAGGGUUCGAACUAUGUUUAACUUGGAGCAGCUGGAAGAGUUGGAGAAAGCAUUUGCAAAACAGCACAAUCUAGUAGGGAAGAACAGAGCCCAGCUGGCAGCCCAGCUCAACCUUACAGAGAACCAGGUGAGGGUCUGGUUCCAAAACCGCCGGGUCAAGUAUCAGAAGCAGCAAAGGCUAAAACCACCAGCCGCGCCUGCCAUGGCUGCCUCCACUGAUGAGCCCUCCAGCAGCUCUGACACCAUCAUCCAGAGAGAAGAUCCCGAGUCAGGGUGGACAGCUGAGGACUGGGAUGGAAGUCAACCAAGGCUGUCCGGGCUAGCUCUUCCUGGGGACACCCACUGA